This is a messenger RNA of Lampris incognitus (smalleye Pacific opah), 3203 nucleotides long. RefSeq names its product glyoxylate reductase 1 homolog (Arabidopsis) (gene glyr1). The record is from RefSeq and is a predicted model, not a curated record. Bases 62 to 1585 code for a protein of 507 amino acids. The transcript is spliced from 16 exons. NCBI's taxonomy places the organism in Eukaryota, Metazoa, Chordata, Actinopteri, Lampriformes, Lampridae. Gene Ontology annotation, molecular function: NAD binding; oxidoreductase activity, acting on the CH-OH group of donors, NAD or NADP as acceptor; NADP binding.
GAUUACCAGUGGGUGUGUGUUCCUCUUGAUUCAGUGCGACGUCUCUUAGUAAAGUUGUAAGAUGGCGACGGUGCAUCUGAGAAUCGGGGACCUGGUCUGGGGAAAGCUUGGUCGUUACCCACCAUGGCCUGGGAAGAUAGUAAGCCCUCCCAAGGACCUGAAAAAGCCAAGAGGGAAAAAGUGCCAUUUUGUGAAAUUCUUUGGAACGGAGGACCAUGCCUGGAUCAAAGUGGAGCAGCUGAAGCCUUACCACCCCCAUAAAGAAGAGAUGAUCAAGAUAAACAAAGGGAAGCGCUUCCAACAGGCAGUGGAUGCAGUGGAGGAUUUUCUGAAGAAGGCCAAAGGGAAAGAACAAAACUCUGAUAGUAGAGGAGACUCAAAAGGAAAAAAGAAUCCGAGCAAGCCCCUGAAAAUUCUAGAAGAGGAGGAUGAAGACUUCACCGUCCUCAAAGAGUCCCCUGACAAGGACAUAAUUGACUCAGACCCUGAGCCGUCCACUAUUGAAAGGCUAGGGGCUGGACCUGCCCCAGGAUUCAAAUGGGAAAGCAGUCCUGUAAAGGAUGACCCACAUUUCCACCACUUCCUACUCAGCCAGUCUGAAAAGCCUGCCUCAUCAAUGGAACCAAUCAGCAAGCGCCUGAAAAUCAUUGAAGAGGAUACAGGUUCAACGUCUAUUCAAGCAGCAGACAGCACAGCCAUCAACGGCAAUAUCACACCUACAGAUAAAAGGAUAGGCUUCCUGGGGCUGGGGCUGAUGGGUAGUGGCAUAGUUUCCAACCUAUUAAAGAUGGGACACAUGGUCACAGUGUGGAACCGCACUGCAGAAAAGUGUGACUUAUUCAUCCAAGAGGGUGCUAGGUUAGGGCGGACCCCAGCAGAGGUGGCUUCCAUGUGCGACAUAACUUUCUCGUGUGUCUCUGACCCAAAGGCUGCCAGGGAUUUGGUUCUGGGCCCAAGUGGAGUUCUACAGGGGAUCAGGCCAGGGAAAUGCUAUGUAGAGAUGUCCACCAUAGACCCAGAGACCAUUACAGAACUUUCACAGGUAAUCACAUCACGUGGCGGGCGCUUCCUGGAAGCUCCGGUGGCAGGCAGCCAGCAGCUGUCCAAUGAGGGGAUGCUGGUCAUCCUGGCAGCCGGUGACCGCACAGUCUAUGAAGACUGCAGCAGCUGCUUCCAGGCCAUGGGCAAGACAUCCUUUUUCCUGGGAAAGGCAGGGAACGCGGCACGAAUGAUGCUAAUCCUUAACAUGGUGCAGGGCAGUUUUAUGGCAUCCAUUGCCGAAGGGCUGACUCUGGCCCAGGCAACAGGCCAAUCACAGCAGACCUUUUUGGACAUCCUCUGUCAGGGCCAAAUGGCUAGUACUUUUGUGGACCAGAAAUGUCAGAAUAUCUUACAAGGCAACUUCAAGCCAGACUACUAUUUGAAACAUAUUCAGAAGGACCUGAGAUUAGCUAUCUCCAUGGGUGAUUUAGCUAAUCACCCAACCCCAAUGGCUGCAGCUGCCAAUGAGGUUUACAAGAGGGCUAAGGCACUUGACCAGUCAGACAAUGACAUGUCUGCAGUCUACAGAGCCUACAUUCACUAGAGUAAGAUGUGACCUAUACUUUGGACCAUGGUCUUUAACCCCCCCUUCUUCUUUUUUUUUUUACUUUUCCCCUGUUCCUCUAAUGGUAUAUAUUUUUAAUUUUAUUGUUAAUUUUGCCUUGCGCCAGUUAUGUUUCUUGCCCACAAGCAUCGGGAUGAAACCUGUUGUUAGAGGCAAUUUUGAACAUUGCACUGACUGUGUUGAUGAAAUUAUGCUAUAAGAAUGCUCUAUAAAAAGGGGGUACAGCCAUGUAGAUUGAAGUUGAGCAGUUGUCUGGUUUUUUCCAUUUUAUUUUAUUUUCUAAUUGUGAAAUCAUGAGCUGAGAUUUUGAAUGCAGGGCCACUGUAAACAGUAUGAUUUUCAAGCUGUGGCAGUUAACUCGAACAACUGUCAGUUUUUUGGGUCACAGAUCACAGAGAUAAAUUGGGCUAUUUCACACUCUGUACAAGAUUUAUUUUUAAUGUCCAUAAUUUCAUGAAUGAAACACCAAGAACAUGCCGCUGCAUCGCCUUAAUAUAGUAACUCUUUGGAGUCUUUCAAUAAUAGAUGUAUUUAUUUAUUUUUCCCACUCUAGGUCUUGGUGCAGUUUUUCCCGUGUUCGAAAUUCUUUUUUCAUGUGCUGACAGGCUUCCUGAAACAGGUUAAGGGUAGAGCAACAGAUAUGUUGAGGCCUUAAAAUGCAGAAAUAUUUAGCAAUUCUUGAGCUAUCCAUGUAUGAAAAACAUUUAACAUCUGGAUGAAUUCUUAUUUUGCGUUUACUUUUGAAACUGGACUUAAAUGUAAACUAUUAAGAGGCAAAGUACAGAUGCCAUCUCUCAGUAGAGCAAUAAAUAAUAUUGUUAAAAAAUAAUUGAAGAGGAAUGAAAUUGAAGUAAAAUAUAUUGUUAAAUUUCUGUAUUUUACAAGUUGGAGCAACAAAAAAAAAGAUAAUUGUUGAAAUGCGUCCUUUUUACACAAGUUUCAAAACUUAUUCAGAUAACAAAAAGACAUACAUUUGAGAUGCUCCAUCUUGAUGAAUUUGAGUAACACUGCAUUGAUAUCAAAGGAGGAAAUAAAUGUCAUCAAAAGAUUCCAAACUGUAGUUUCUGCCCUUGAAUAUAUACAUAUAAAUAUAUAUGCAUACACAAGUAAGUCAACUUGUAUUCGUUUUCAAUCAAUUUGAAUUAUUUUGUUGGUGUUAAGAAGUCAUCUCCCCACUUUUGAAAGUUUUUUCUUUUUGCCAAAUUGAUGUAGGUUUCUAGUUCAGGUUCAGGUUAUUUUUACAAAGUAUAGUGUAAAACAUUUUUAGAAGACAGACUUGUAAAUAGCAUGUUUGAUCGAGUGGGGUUUCUUUUAUAUAUACAUAUAAAGGGGUAAUAUAAAAGAACUACUUGUUUUUGACUGUACAGAAUAACUGUCUUAACAUCAUUACCUUCAUACUGUAGCUAGAUUGUUCAGUUAAAAUUCAAAUGGAUUCGUAAUUUGUGGUUAUGUGGUUUAUACUCCCACUGAAAUGAAAAUCCCAUUUGAGGAAUCCAAUUUAAGGAAGGAUGGUGACACUUGUUUUAGGGAUAUUUAUGAUUUUGUGUACAUGUGGAAAUAUUAAGACUUACUGUGCUGUUUAUUAAACCCUUUCCCG